AUGCAUGGAUAUCGUGUGUGUUGGGUACAGAUCAACGGCCGGUUGUCCAUGGGAGAGAACAUCGCAGACAACGGAGGGAUACGGGAGGCGUUUCGAGCCUAUGAGUUGUACGUGCGUAGGCACGGAGAAGAUAAGCCUCUUCCUGGUUUGACGGAAUUCACCCAACAGCAGCUCUUCUUUCUCUCCUUCGCCAACGGGAACUGCGCCCACGCGCGGAAAGAGAGCAUGGCGUUGGGGUUGCGGGUGAACGUCCACAGUCCCUUUCGGUAUCGGGUCAUCGGGUCCCUGUCCAACUUACAGGCGUUUCGGGAAACCUGGCAUUGCUCCGAUUCCCCCAUGGCCCCCAACCCCGAGGAUACCUGCACGCUUUGGUGACGGCGGGGUUCGUCCACCUCGGGAUGGCUCGACCACUUCCGAGGCGUAACCACACUCACACGCAUGAACCGUGCUCGCCAUCAAACCGACAGCUGUAGGACUAGAUGCAUGACCAUGCUUUCUCCUUUUCCCAACCGUCUCUUCCUCUCGUCGAGUCGCGGAACGUUUCACACGUCUAAACGUGUCGACACUGCUAUGCACCUUUAGUUGAGAGUGAUGCCGCGAUGCAGAGACUAACCCGGGUUGGCCCGGGUUGGCGCAGUUGGCACGUUCGCAAUUCUCGAGUGUUAAACCAGCCGACCAAAAAGGCUCGUGGAUAUAAAAUUACACGGGCAAGCCUGCAUCCAAGGUUAGAUAAUAAAAUAAACUGGAUUCUGAAUUCAUUCGUGUGUAAGCCGGAGGUCUGUUCUAAAACCAAAUUUACCUAGAAAAACGUAAUGCGUGAUAGACCUUUCGAAGGGCAGCUUUGUGGCUUGCCAUGACUGUGUAAUUGGCCUAUAUUGGCGUGUGAUAUUCCCAUAUUGUUAAUGUGCUCUUCAUUGGUGCCUCGUUCUGUCCGUUUUCCUUGGGAAUCCCAAAGAAGC
Molecule: messenger RNA, 959 nt
Organism: Darwinula stevensoni
Lineage: Eukaryota; Metazoa; Arthropoda; Ostracoda; Podocopida; Darwinulidae
Source: the annotation of a GenBank genome assembly